This is a messenger RNA of Vollenhovia emeryi, 1523 nucleotides long. RefSeq lists its product as uncharacterized. Lineage: Eukaryota; Metazoa; Arthropoda; Insecta; Hymenoptera; Formicidae. The record is from RefSeq and is a predicted model, not a curated record. Bases 113 to 1507 code for a protein of 464 amino acids. The transcript has 9 exons.
AUGCGACUCCACCUCCUCUCAGGUCCCUCGUGACUCGCAGCUGGUGACAGCUGGCGAGGUACGUGCGCUCGCGCGAGACAGUUGAGGAGUCUUCCGUACGUUUCCCGUCGCGAUGGUGGAGGCAGCCGGAUGCGGCGAGUUGCAGCAGUUGGUUCAGGAGGAGGAGUGCGAGGAGCCGCUCAGCCACGGGGGGGAAGUCACCCCUCCGUCGACGCCGGCGAGAUCUCAACGUCCGAGCAAGGCCGAAGUGCACAACACCAACGUAUCGCAACAAAUACUGUGGGAGAAUAACGCGCAAACGUCGCCGAUCAUUAGCAAAGGCAGCUCCGGCCAAGGGACGAGUCAGGGCUCCAUGGUCUCCAGUCGAGCCGCCAACGCCUCGAGUUACGCUGGCAAUCAGUCGCGAUUGACGUAUCUCAAUGAGAAGGAGAAGGAGAAGGAGAAGGAGAAGCAGAGGCCUAGUCGGCCGGAUCCGCCGAGAAUCGUGAGGCAGCACAAAGCCAUGGUGCCAUGCAAACACCAUUGCUUUCUGUCAGAGGUCCCUGACGUACGUCACAUGGAGCAAGCUUUGCUGCAAUUGCUGGAAGACUUUCACAGCGGCAAUUUACGAGCAUUCGGAAAAGACUGUAGUAUGGAGCAGAUGACGGAGAUACGGGAGCAGCAAGAACGUCUGGCCAGACUGCACUUCGAGCUGGGCCAGCGACAAGAGGUGGGUGGCGAGCAGUCAGGUCUCAGACAAUCAAGCGCGAAUAUGCGCCAUUUGCUCCAUCGUCUCCAACAGCUGAGCAUACGGAGAUUUGUUUUUGCAAGGAUGAAAUCGGCAGCGUUAUCGCAACCGCAACGCUCGAUUACGGCACACGAUACUUUGGAACGACUCAGCCUUGCAAAAUGCCCUGCAUUCAAUACACUGUGGGAGCCGAAGGGUAUGAUCGGUAUUAAUGUAAAAGCGACGGAGAAAAGACAUAUUCUUGGAGACGAAUAUCUGGAGAGCACAAUCGAAGAAAGGCCAAGAAAGUAUAUGGUGCCGAGUGUAAGCUUAGAUGACGUACGGGAUAAAGAUAAGAGAAAAUUAUUGAUCGACUUUAUAUAUAAAACAACGACGGGUCAAACGGCGAGGGAAGUUUGGGGCGACUUUAAACAAUGUCUUUGCUUAUCGAAGAGACACGUAGAGGAGCAAGAUAAACCCUUGACUAAUCAAGAAAUAAUAACUCGUUUGCCGGCGAGAUUUCAAGGAGCUGCUAGGAAAUGGGACAGCAUGCAAAAUCGUUCUUUUCUCACGGACGAUACUUGCUAUUAUAAGAAGGAUAAAACUCGAAAAGAAAGAGCCACUGAGUCAGAUGCAGCCAAAGAGAUACCAGAAGAAGUGCACGCGAUAAGGAAAUUAAUCAAUGAAAAUAAAUUAAGUAUUAUUUAUGACAAGUUACCUUCAUCGUAUACAGGAUAUAGACCGUACUUUGCGUAUGGAGUGCCAAUAGAAAAGACAGUCACCUAUCAAUUAACUAAUUAAUAGUAAUAGUGCAGCA